This is a messenger RNA of Eruca vesicaria subsp. sativa (arugula), 1077 nucleotides long. Lineage: Eukaryota; Viridiplantae; Streptophyta; Magnoliopsida; Brassicales; Brassicaceae. The record is from the annotation of a GenBank genome assembly.
AUGUUGGAGGGUCUUUUUAAACCCAAGUUCUAUACGAAAUGCAAAUCGUUGGUCAAGAUAACCAGAACACGAGUGGAGACGGUGAAGAGGAAGAAAAACUCUGUUUGCAAAUAUCUGAACAAGGACAUUGUCGAUCUUCUCAACAACAGCCUCGAUUACAAUGCUUAUGGCAGGGCACAAGGGCUUAUUGAGGAGAAACGGAGGCUGUCGUGUUAUGAGUUGUUGGAGCAAUUCUGCGUCUGUGUUGCAUCCAAUGUAUCUCUCUUACAGAAUUCCAGUAAAUGCCCUGAGGAGUGUCGCGAGGCCAUUUCCUCCCUUGUGUAUGCGGCCGCUAGAGUCUCUGAAGUGCCUGAGCUUCGCGAUCUCAGGUCUCUGUUUGCUGACAGAUACGGGACUAGUUCACUUGAAAAGUUUGUGAAUCCUGAGCUUGUGGAGAUGUUCAAAGCGGAGGCACCAUCAAAGGAAAUGAAGGUAGAGCUGCUCCAAGAGAUAGCCAGAGAAUACUCUAUCAAAUGGGACGCCAAGUCUUUAGAGCAGAGACUCCACACACCACCACCACUUAGUAAUCAUCAUGCUGAAAACCCAAAAACAAAGGCCAAUAAUCCUGGAAAAAUGAAUGAAAACAGAAGUAGCAGCCUUUCGUUUCAUGUGAGAGAAGAGUCUUUGGAUGAAAACUCCAUAAGUAAAAGAAACGAAAAUAGUGUCUCUGGUACUCAGGAGGAGGAUUAUGAAGGCAAACCUUUCUACAACAGAUUCAUCAUGACUUACAGUAACAAACCCAAAAUGGAGAAACAGGAAAGCCUUCCGGAGAAGAUGACCAAGUCUUAUCUCAUGCAUGAAGAAACAGAUUCGCCGGGAAGACCAAAGGCGAGAUCAGUGAGAAGACGAUUCGCGAACCCGCCUCCAGAUGCGUCUGGUGAAGAUUUGGUGACUAGUAGUAACAUGAAGAAGAUGGAGAAUGAAAGCGGAGCGGGCGGGGUAAGGAGAAUGAGUCGUCGAACAGCGUCGUGGCAGCCCAACGUACUCCCAGAUUUUGAUGAGGUCGCCGCUCGCGUUGAUGCUCUCACACGAAACUAA